Molecule: messenger RNA, 3668 nt
Organism: Plectropomus leopardus (leopard coralgrouper)
Lineage: Eukaryota; Metazoa; Chordata; Actinopteri; Perciformes; Serranidae
Gene: map3k19
Product: mitogen-activated protein kinase kinase kinase 19
Biological process (GO): protein phosphorylation
Molecular function (GO): ATP binding; protein kinase activity; protein binding
Source: RefSeq, a predicted model, not a curated record
AAUAAAAAAAUAGACAAAGAGAGGUUUAUCUGAUUCAGUCACUGAACGUGGUCUUGAUAUGGGGGCAGAGUGGACCAACACGCUCAGAAGCAGAUAAGGGAAUCCCCCUCUGUUUCCAAAACGCCAUGGAAACACUGAGAGACAUCAGGCAAGCCUACCAGGACGCAGGGAGGGGAAGCAGAGGAGGUUUGUCUCUGCCGAGCCUGGCCGACAACAGCAGACGCUGGAGCCAUCUGGAUCCUGCUCCAUCAGCUGGUUUGCUGAGUACCCGGACCUCCUGCCUGCUGGUUCCUCCUAAACACUGGCAGAGAACAAGAAGUGUGGUUGCUGCAUCUUCAUCCUCCCCUGGCCUGCUGUCUGUGGCUGAGCCCCACCAGCUCAGCCAAUCAGCCCCCAGCAUCAUGGAACCACCGCUGUGCUCAAACACUAUGCUGCAGGCCAGAGCGCACAUCCAGACCCGACUGGGUUCUCAAGACACUAUGAAUAAACAAAAGUUCUCACAGGGUCCCUUGCUGGCUCCGCAUCCCAGAACACCCAAGCUGUUGGCACCACUAGACAGCAGGCCCAGGGACAUUGUGUCUCUGCCAUCACUAAAGUGCCACAUUCCCCUGAAGCCCAUCAGCCGUACCCCUCUUUGCUCCAGGACCCGGCUGAGGAGAGAAAGGCUGUCAUGGGGCAGCCCAGGCACUGUCCCUCUGACCAUGAAGGGUGGAAGUGAGGAGAGCGGGUCCAGCAGCGGCAGCCUCAGUUCCAUCGACCUGGAGGAUGAGGAUGAGGAAGAUGGGAGGGAAAUACCUAUUAGAACUUCAGGAGAAAGCCCUCUGAAGUUUGUUGGCGAGAGAUUGUUGGUGCAUUUGAAUGAUGUGAGCUCCACUGAGGGUGAUUUGGACAGGGAGACACGGCAGCCAAGGAUGAGUCAUAUGCCUAAGAUCCACAGAUCAGCACAUGACCUGGAUGGGGAGGCUGUUAAUCAUAUAAAUGAUCUUCUAUGCACUGAAAAAGUUGUAAACUCUUACUGUGAAGGUGAAGUGACCAAUAUGGAUAAUACAAAGGAGCCAGUUGACUGUCAGUCCCUUAUAAAAUGUAACUAUGCACAACAAGGAGAUACUGUGAACAAUAAAAUACCUAUCACAUCAAAAUCUAAGGAGGAAGAGAGCCACGUGGGCUACAGCCCAGAGCCAGAGACUGAGACUAGUCAUGAGAUAACACAUAAUAUGAAUAAAGACCAAGUUGAUGUUCCUGCAUCUUCUGAAGGGACUUGCACAAACGACCUGCAGUGUACAAAACAGACAGAAAGAACAAUGAAGGAUUCCUUUUAUGAAGAAACCUGGUUAGGCAACCCAACCCCACAUAGAGAGGAUGUUAAAUUAACAAAAAGCACUACUGAAAAGAAAGUCCAAUUAUUUGCUCCAUGUCUAGACCUUCCAGUGUCAAACAUGGAUCCUAAGAGGGGACAGAAGAUGUUGAAAGCCUUAAAGCCUGCCCAGAACAAGGAGAGAAGAACCAGCACGAACUGUGAACUCAGAACAAACAUUCAAACAAACCAGCAUUCCUUCAACAUACUGGCACACAAAGACCGAAGCACCCUUAAUCGAAACAAGUCCAAAGGCAAUUUGAAGUACUCCUCACCUUCGGCACAAGUUAGAGAGAAAACCAGGAAAAGCCCUGAGCUAAUGAUUAGCGGAGAGACAGUCACAAAAGUAAAGUCGAAGCUUAAAUCUGUCAGAGGCACUCAUUGUAACACUGGCACCUCAUCACCACGAAAGAAGCUUAUUAAUCAGAACAGAAGAUCAAAUCCUGACAAGUUGAACCAACCAGCGAGGGAGCCAAACAGCACCCAGCAGCUGAAGAGGGCCGCAGGGAUACCGAGGUCUAAAUCUUCUGUAGACUUCAUCACCUACAAAGACAUGUUUCAGCAGAUACAGAGUGGUGAGGAAGGACCAGCCAUCUAUGAGAUGUUUGCCGGUCCAAUUUAUGAUAACCUUCGAGUUUCCAGCUCCUGUGAUAAAGUCAAGGACAGACAAGUGCAGUCUGCUCCGUCUAGGAAGACACAACAGAACCAUAAAGUAAAACAUAGACCACUGAAACAAGCACAGAGGAGAAUACCAGGGGACAGCAUGGUGGCUUCAGCUAAAAGCAAACCAAAACUUGUUUCCCCAAGGGUAAAAACUAACCUCACACCUGCACCAAGGAAAGGCACUCACAAGAUUACAGAUAUGCCUAAAUCUGAUGAGAACACAGAGUUAGUUCUCUCUAAGGAGGUUGACAUUUGUAACAGCAGUGCUCAAGAAAAAGCCAAAGAUCAUAUGUUAUCUACCAUAGAGGAGGCUCUUUCUAGGUAUGGAUCUGAAACUUUCAAAUCUGAUGACAAAACACUGACUAUGCCAGCAGCUUCAUCUCAUGCUGAAGAUUAUAGUCAACUGCACAUGAAUAUGCAAGAAAUAGGAAGCCCAAACCGACCAGUUCCUGAGCCUGUAUCAUCUCAAAGCCCCCAACAGCCAAAGAUCAACACCUGGACAUCGUCUAGCAGCAGUAGCCAAACCAUCAUGUCACCAGUUUACCAGAAGUUUCUGGAUGAGGUAGGGGACGGGCCACUUACAGAUGACUUGCUGCAAUGUCUGGCCGAGGAGCUGAUCUCAUUGGACGAGAGGGAUGUAUCUACAGGACCUGAAAAUCUGGAGUCCAACAGAAAAGAUGGUGCCGAGACAGGACGAAGGAUAACUCCUGAGGUUAAUCCAACAGACAGUGCUGCUCUGCUUGGCUCUGGGUUGGUUGUAGAUGAAACCAUCACAUGGACAAAGGGUGAAGUUCUUGGCAGAGGAGCCUAUGGGACAGUGUACUGCGGCCUGACCAGCCAGGGCCAGCUGAUAGCUGUGAAGCAGGUAAGCCUGGAUACCUCUGACCCCAAUGCUGCAAAGAGGGAGUACAGUCGUCUGCAAGGGGAAGUGGAGCUGCUAAAAACCCUCAGACACACCAACAUAGUGGGCUUCCUUGGGACCUCACUUUACCAGCAUGUGGUUUCCAUCUUCAUGGAGUACAUCCCAGGAGGAUCCAUUGCCAGUGUCCUUCACAGGUUCGGGCCUUUGCCAGAGCGUGUCCUAGCGCUAUACACCCAACAGAUCCUGGAGGGGGUGGCCUACCUUCACUUGAACAGGGUGAUUCAUCGUGACUUGAAGGGAAACAAUGUCAUGCUGAUGCCCACUGGUGUCAUCAAGCUCAUAGACUUUGGCUGUGCACGCCGUCUGAGCUGCCUGAACCACACUGCAAGCAACAGUGGAGAUCUGAUCAAGUCUGUCCACGGCACACCUUACUGGAUGGCACCAGAGGUUAUCAAUGAGACAGGAUAUGGCAGGAAGUCAGACAUAUGGAGUGUGGGUUGCACCGUGUUUGAGAUGGCCACAGGGAAACCACCACUGGCACACAUGGACAAGAUGGCUGCCUUGUUCUACAUUGGGGCUCAAAGAGGGUUGAUGCCCUCAUUACCUGAUGCGUUCUCAGAUAACGCCAAGGAUUUUGUAAAAAUCAGCUUGACGAGUGACCAGAGACUACGGCCAUCUGCAGAGCAGCUGCUGAAGCAUUCAUUCAUCCCACAAAGAGAGACAGGAGUGAUCUCUUGGGAAAUACAGAAAAAGAACUGCUGUGGUCACCCAAGAGGGCUGUGUGGUUAA